Molecule: messenger RNA, 1194 nt
Organism: Penicillium longicatenatum
Lineage: Eukaryota; Fungi; Ascomycota; Eurotiomycetes; Eurotiales; Aspergillaceae
Product: DUF4050 domain-containing protein
Exons: 1
Coding region: 1-1194 (397 amino acids)
Source: RefSeq, a predicted model, not a curated record
AUGGCUGACUCUCGUGACAUAGCCAUCCGCGACGCCAAACUCUUCGUUCGCGAGGUCGUUCGUAACGACUGGGAAUUCACCGCCGAUCCGAAUGGACCAAGCUACAUCUCACUACCCUAUGUGGACGUGGACUUGGUCGGCACCCUCCUAGACAACCGCCAAGUCUCAGAAUGGCGCUGCCGAGAAUUCGACAGCUCAGGCUCAGAGCUCGAACCACCAUCAUCCGAUGACGACUCUGAAAGCGAUGCCCCAAAGGCGAAUGGCGACCCCGCGAUAGAGUUGCGGCGCAAACGCCGUCGUCAGAUGGAUGAAGAAAUGACCUGGAAUGAAGGGCUGCAGAUGUGGAUGGCCAGACGCGACGUGUGGUCUGGAGCCAGGACACGGCGACAAAUUCGCGCCAAAGAGAAGAAAGACAAUCUUGUGAAAAGCCAGACGGACACACCAAAUCAAAUUACGGACAGUCGUGCGGAUUCUGGGGUUGACGCGGGCGCUGCAUCGCUGCAGCCGGGGUCAGCUUCCCCGCAUUCGGAUCGCCAAAGUCAAAAUGACGCGGCCGAGGCCCCUGCCUUGGCAGCAAAGAUGGACACAUCACUGUCAAUUGCGGAGCGGGAGAAAAUUGAAGAGACCACACGUCGACAGGAGCAGGAAGAAGAGCAGUCUACUGCCCCGGAGGACGAAACGAAGCGCAAGGAGUCUACCGACACCAGCAUCACCGAGCCCGAGGCGUCUGCCAACGCACCUGGCUUUACCACAUUCCCCGCCAUAGACGAUGACAAUGAUGAUACCGAGGAAGAGCUCGAUGAACCUCUUAUUCCUGUCGCUCCGCCGUUCCUUUCACCCGAAAAUCCCAUCCGCGCAACCAUCAACUCAUCCAUCUACCCCUCUAUCUAUACCAAAGUGGUCGUACAAGGGAUGACCCCUACUGUGCCAGUCAAUUUAGCUCAUCUGACUAAAGCGAUGGUUCAGGGCUGGAAAGCCGAUGGACAGUGGCCGCCCAAGCCAGCAGUGUCGAACAUUGUCCUCGCUGACACUGCGUCGGUACCAAAGAGCUCCGAUACUACUGACACCCCCCAGUCAAGGCGAAAGAACAGUAUCACAAAUGCUAUGCGCAAGGUGUUUCACAUGGGCUCUCACCCCUUUCACCGACGCGGAUCGAGCCAAGAUGGUGGGAAUGGUGCAGGUCCCGUCAUUUAA